Molecule: messenger RNA, 720 nt
Organism: Cladophialophora yegresii CBS 114405
Lineage: Eukaryota; Fungi; Ascomycota; Eurotiomycetes; Chaetothyriales; Herpotrichiellaceae
Exons: 1
Coding region: 1-720 (239 amino acids)
Biological process (GO): allantoin catabolic process
Molecular function (GO): ureidoglycolate lyase activity; ureidoglycolate hydrolase activity
Source: RefSeq, a predicted model, not a curated record
AUGAUACACAGUGUGGAUCCCCAUACCGCGCAUACCAGCGCAGAUGGCGUCGACUUCGACCCCAACGAGAUCUCCUACACACCGACAACGGGGGUGCGCACGCUGUUCGAGACGCCCCUCGUGCAAGCCACGCCCGAGACCAUCAAGGGGUAUGGCGAAAUCGUCGACUCUCCUCCACACGAGCAUCGCAUCGAGAUCGUGCGUUGGCCGGCCCAGGGCUGGCGCCCCGUCGACGCCAACUCGGGCGAUCAAGGCGGCGUGGCCGAAGGGGUGUUCGAAUUCUGGUGGAAAGGCGACACGUUGUACGCGCGAAACAACGCCGUCGGGUCUUCGUAUCUGUUCGCGUGGAGCCGGCUCCCCGAGGAGGCAUCAAGUGAGACGAAGGGGCCUCCACGGCCGCGGCGGGAACGAGCUCUGAUUUGGCGCGCGAAUUACCAUCCUGAUGGGGGGCAGUUAUUCUUUCCGAUCAAUGGCGAAAGCUUUGUUGUGCCAUUGGCGCUUCCUGGGGACGACGUGACACCGGACAAAUUCGUCGCGUUUCGUUGUGACGGUGGGAAGGGGCUGUAUAUUCACCCGAAUGUUUGGCAUGGGGCCGUGGUGCCGCUCGAUGACCAUGCACGGCUGCUCGAUAAGCAGGGCCGCGUGCAUGCUCGGGUAUCGGUCGAUUUUGCAAAGGAGUUUGGGGGAUAUUUGUCGGUGCCGUUACGGCCUGUAGAGUAG